AUGGAUGCGUUCACCAAAGAUCUAUGUGGAUAUGCAAUAUUAGAUUCUGGGUGUACUCGCACUGUAUGUGGGAAAAUUUGGCUUCUUGAUUAUUUGCAAAGAAUCAAGGAAUCUGAAAUAGAAAAGAUUCACACUGGAGAUAGUGGAGGAGUUUUCAUGUUUGGUGAUGGUCGAAAAGUCAGUUCAUUGUAUUCCAUACAAAUCCCGGGAUAUAUUGGGGACACGAAAGUCAACAUUUCUUGUGAUGUGGUUGAUGAAAAUAUACCAUUAUUAUUGAGUAAAGAUUCCAUGAGAAGAUCAAAUACUGUGAUUGACUUUGCAGAAAACAGAGUGGAAAUGUUUUAUAAACCAGUUAGGACUCUGGAGAAUAAGAAGUAUUACUGUGUCAGCUUUUUUCCCGAUAACAAUAAAUCACCUACUCCUAGGAUUUUUAUCACUGCAAAAGAAAGAAAACUCAACAAGUUAUCUUCAAAUAUGUUGAAGAAAGUUAUAGACAAUUGUCAAGUUCGCAAAAUUUACAAGAAACCUUCUCCAAAACCGGGUGUUGGGUUGAUUCGUGCAACUGAUUUCAACGAAGUUAUAGCCAUAGACCUCCAUCAGCUUGGCCCAAAUUUAUGCAUAUACGGACCUCCAAGACAAGUAUUCACAGACAAUGGAGGAGAAUUCAACAAUGCAGUUUUUUGUGACAUGGCUGAAAAUUUCAACAUAGAACUCAAGACGAGUGCAGCAGAAAGUCCAUGGAGCAAUGGUUUAGUCGAGAGGCAUAAUUCUAUUCUAACUGAAAUUUUGCUGGAAAUUAGAGAAUCUGAAUCAUUAGACUGGAAAACAGCAUUUUCCUGGUCUCUAAAUGCAAAGAAUUCAUUGCAUAAUGUUCAUGGUUACAGCCCUUAUCAUCUGAGUGUUCGGAGAGCAUUGCAAAAACAAAUCAGGUCUCAUGGCGAUGAAAUUUAUGAGACUGGAGACACUGUUUAUUACAAGCGAGAGAAUUCAGAAAAAUGGAGAGUGCCGGCAAAAGUUAUUGGUGCUGAUGGAUGUGUAGUAUUCCUUAGGCACGGCGGACUGGGUAUACGUGCACAUAAAUGCAGGCUGAUGCAUGAUAAACAAAGAGAAGUUAAAGUUGAACAGAAUGAAGAGCAGAUAUCAAGUAAUGAAGCACGACCAAAAACUGAUCAAGGAAAUGAAUCUUCAGAAUAUAAUGAUGGACUCUCGGCUUCACCUGUUGUGAAGAGAGAUCCUCAACGUGGUCAAAUAGUAGAAUUCAAAGAGGAUGUAACUGGCAAUAAAAAAGUUGCAAAAGUACUUGGGCGGGCUGGUAAAGCAACAGGAAAGUACAGCACAAAGACAUUCAUUGAUCUUGACACUGUUGAGAAUGUUAUGGAUGAUUUACCAGCUCAAGAAAUACCAAUUGUUGAUCAAACUGACAAUGGACCAAAACCAAAAGCUAGACUAGUAGUUAGAGGUUUUGAAAAAGAUUGUCUCAGUGAAUUGAAGACAGAUUCCCCAACAUGUUCUAAAGAAAGUCUCAGACUUGUUUUAGCACUGCUUGCACAAAAGAACUGGUCGCCAAAAACUAUGGAUAUCAAAACUGCCUUCUUACAAGGAAAAUCUCUUGAGCGUGAUAUUUUUAUCAAACCACCUGAUCAGAAAAUACUGAAGCGAAAUGUUGUGUGGCCAUUGAAGAAAUGCGUAUAUGGUCUUACUGAUGCUUCAAUGUAUUGGUACGAAAGUGUUAAGGAAACGCUUCUAAAAUUAGGUGCUCGUAUCUCUGUAGUGGAUCCUGCUUUAUUCUAUUAUUUCGAUCAUGAUUUAAAAGGGGUGAUCGCUUUGCAUGUGGAUGACUUUCUGUGGGGCGGUUCGGAAGAAUUCGAACGCAAAUUCAUCAAGAGUUUGAGAGAGCAGUUCAAAAGUGGAAGUGAGCUUUUAAUCGAAGCUGAUGUCUUGAAAGUUCGAUCUUUACUUGGCCAGAUACUGUGGGUCUCAAAUCAAACUCGGCCAGAUGUAUCAUUUGCAUCAUCUACACUCACAUCUGCUUUAAAGAAUUGCAGUGUUAAAACUGUGAUAGAAGUUAACAAAAUUGUCAGACAACUGAAAGCACAAAAGGUCACUUUGAAAUUUCCUGCUAUCCAUGACAAUGAAGUUAGGUUUCUUGUUUAUAGUGAUGCAUCAUGCGGCAAUUUGAGUGACGGGGGCACGCAAGUUGGCCAUAUUGUAUUCAUGAUUGGUGGAAACGGGAAAAUACCCUUAUGUUGGCAAUCCAAGCGAAUCAAAAGAGUCGUGAAAAGCACACUUUCUGCUGAAACUCUCUCUAUGUCAGAUGGUGUUGAUACGGCGGUGUUAUUAGCAGCGUUGUACUCUGAACUAACGACUGGAAGAGUUCAACCAGAAAAAUUUGGCAUUGAAUGUUGUACUGAUAGUCAAAGCCUUUGUGAUGCAAUCAAGUCGACAAAAGCUGUAUCAGAGAAACGUCUCACAAUUGACAUUUAUGGUUUAAAAGAAAUGGUUUCAUCCCAUCGAAUCUCCUGCAUAAAGAAACUUCCGAGUGAUCAACAAUUAGCAGAUUGUUUGACUAAGAAAGGAGCAUCUUCAAACGAACUGUUAAAUGCAUUAUGUUAA
This is a messenger RNA of Styela clava, 2613 nucleotides long. NCBI's taxonomy places the organism in Eukaryota, Metazoa, Chordata, Ascidiacea, Stolidobranchia, Styelidae. The record is from RefSeq and is a predicted model, not a curated record.